Leptosomus discolor (cuckoo roller) is the source of this 1332-nucleotide messenger RNA. Lineage: Eukaryota; Metazoa; Chordata; Aves; Leptosomiformes; Leptosomidae. The record is from RefSeq and is a predicted model, not a curated record.
AUGGUCAGUACAAGCAGUGUUACUUCUCUUGCAGCUGUUGUUGGCCUGCUGUAUCCCUGCAUUGACAGCCACCUUGGGGAGCCACACAAAUUCAAGAGAGAGUGGGCCAGCGUCAUGCGAUGCAUAGCAGUUUUCGUUGGCAUUAACCAUGCAAGUGCUAAAUUAGAUUUUGCAAACAACGUCCAGCUGUCCCUGACUCUAGCAGCCUUGUCACUGGGUCUUUGGUGGACAUUUGAUCGUUCAAGAAGUGGUCUCGGACUUGGGAUUACAGUAGCCUUUGUAGCAACUCUGAUAACCCAGUUUCUUGUAUAUAAUGGUGUUUAUCAGUAUACAUCCCCAGAUUUUCUUUACAUCCGUUCUUGGCUUCCAUGUAUAUUUUUCUCAGGAGGUGUGACUGUAGGAAACAUAGGACGACAGCUGGCAAUGGGUAUUCCAGAGAAACCACACAAUGACUAAAUCUGUGAAGAAGACAGCACAGUGCCAGUGCGAAAGCAACAUUACGAAGAUGUGUUCCUGUUUUAAAUUGAAGAUUAUUUAGAAAAAAUAAUCUCUUCAUGGGCUGACUGCACAAAUGACUUGUGGGAAAAAAAAAUUAUUAAUCCACCCUUAGAAUAGCCAAGUGAAAUUAACUGCUUAUCUUGAAAUCUUACCCUGAUUUACCACAUAAGCAUUGCAUAUGGCUGUUCUCUGGAAGAGUUUAACACCAAGUUGCAUACAACUGUUCAGGCUAAGGGCAGUUUUCCAAGUAUUAGAUUCCAGUGUAAGUUAUUGAAGCAGCUGCCGUAUUUUAAAGCCUUGAAACUGAAAUUUAAUUACAAGCUGUUGUAUCAGUGCCCAAAGGAAGUAGAUCGAUGGUGCUUAACAAUGAUGAAGUAUGGUUUAAUAGGAAUAGUAUUUAUCCAAAUCUUUAAAAAAUAGGGUUAUUUAAAAAUAAGAGUGAUCAAAACAGAUUAAAGGCAUUGCACUAAUGCUUUUAGGAGUCUUAUGAAGGAAUCGUGCCCUUAGUUGUAAUGCUGCAUUAAGUUUCUCUCUUUGACGGUGGAGAGGGUUGGAGGGACAAAAGGUUGGAAGUCACUUAGUUUGGAAUUUCUAUAUUACUUCAGUACGAUAGAUGAACACGGGAGACAAUCUUGUUCAAAUGUGAACUCUGCCAAGAAAUUCUGACUGGAAAUUUCGUUACUUCUGAAGCUUGCAGUUAGAUUUGCAAGAAUCGAGUUCUGUCACCAAUUCAGCAAGAAAUUUAAGUGUAUGUGAGUACUCCUGCUUAAUAUUAGGCGUAUGCUUCAGUAUCUUACUGAAGAAGGUCUUAGGUAUUUUAAAUGUCUGGUGUCA